Manduca sexta (tobacco hornworm) is the source of this 1026-nucleotide messenger RNA. RefSeq lists its product as uncharacterized. Gene Ontology annotation, molecular function: catalytic activity. Bases 1 to 1026 code for a protein of 341 amino acids. The record is from RefSeq and is a predicted model, not a curated record. The transcript has a single exon. Lineage: Eukaryota; Metazoa; Arthropoda; Insecta; Lepidoptera; Sphingidae.
AUGUCAGUAGCAGCGGAGAGGAGAUUGGCCUUUGCAUUGAUCCAGGAGCCGUACGUCAGAAGUAUCGGCCGAAUGAAGGACUACGGGACCGCCAGGAUCUUCCAGUGCGCGAAGCGGGUGGACGGACGGGUCAAGGCGGCCAUAGCUGUCUUCGACGAUGAUAUGGACGCCUUGAUCUGCCCAGAAUACACCACGACCAAUAUAGUUGUGGUGAAAAUCCGCACCAGCGCCUGGGAGAUGGUGGUGGUCUCGUACUACUUCGAACCGAACGUACCGGUAGACCGAUACCUCGACCAGCUGAGGGGCGUCUGUCGUACGCUGGGUCUGAGACGCCUGUUAGCGGGAGGGGACGCCAACGCAAAGAGUCUAUGGUGGAGCCAGGAGAUCGACCGGAGAGGAGAGGAGGUGUCCGGCUGGCUGGAUGAGGCGGGCCUCCACGUGCUGAACGAAGGCAGCACGCCGACGUUCUUCACGGUGAGAGGAAAUAGAGCCUAUUCCAGCCAGGUAGACGUCACCGCCUGCUCGGUCGAUCUUCGGGAUAGAAUCUGUGACUGGAAGGUCGAGGAGGACCUGACGAGCUCCGACCAUAACACCAUCACUUUCAACAUCAUCCUACAGAAAGGCCAAGGGAUCGCAAUAAACAGCACAACCAGGAAGUAUAACACAAAAAAGGCAAACUGGGCGACUUUUGGCGAUAAAUUCAAAAACUACCUCACUGAGUAUAAAAUUAACAAAAGAGAAAUAGACAAAAUUAAUAGCAUUCAAAAUUUAGAAAAUCAUAUAAUAAAAUACACAGAAACAGUAACUAAAACCAGUGAUGAAAGUAUACCGAAAAAGAAAUUAAAUACAAAAUAUGCGAUCCUUUGGUGGUCAAAGGAGUUCGACAGGUCCAAACGCGAGAUGAUGCGGCGUAAACGCCGCAUCCGUUGGGCGGCACCUGUGAUGAAGACGUGCGUCAUACGGGCAUAUAAAGAGGCUAAGGAGGCCUAUGAAACCCUGCAAAGAAAGUCCAAUAGCAGAGUUUGA